This is a messenger RNA of Adineta ricciae, 1791 nucleotides long. The record is from the annotation of a GenBank genome assembly. NCBI's taxonomy places the organism in Eukaryota, Metazoa, Rotifera, Eurotatoria, Adinetida, Adinetidae.
AUGUCGACUGUUUUAAAAAUAUUUCAAAUCAUCCAACCUAGUAAUACAAGUGAAUUUCCCUUACGUGCUUUCUCAACCAUGUCUGAAAAUCUCUCGAAAUCCGCUUGUACUUGUCAAGCCGUUGAGCCACGUCGCGAUAAAUUAUUAAUCUAUCAGAUUCUUGUCCGAUUGUUCGGUAAUCGAAAUCUAACGAAUAUUGUGCACGGAACAAUCGAGCAGAAUGGCGUUGGCAAACUGAAUGAUGUUAAUGACAGAUGCUUAGAAGAAAUCAAGAAAUUCGGUUAUACACAUGUUUGGUACUGCGGAGUACUUGAACAUGCAACAAUGACUGAUUAUACAGCAUAUGGAAUACGUAAAGAUAAUCCUUAUGUUGUCAAAGGUUUAGCUGGUUCACCUUAUGCAGUCAAAGAUUACUAUGAUAUAGAUCCAGACCUAGCAGUUGAUAUUCCGAAUCGUAUACAAGAAUUCGAACAAUUAGUUCAGCGUACACACGGUCAUGGUUUAAAAGUAAUCAUGGAUUUUAUUCCGAAUCAUGUGGCAAGAGAAUAUGGUUCUGAUGUUCGACCUGAUGAAGAUUUCGAAUUUCAGAUGCCCAAUGUUGAACAUAUACCCCCAUGUAUCGAUAUAUCGAAAAUUCCAAAAUAUACCGAAAGACCAGCACGGGCAACUGGUAACGAUGUCUUUCACUCUCGACCACUGAUUACCGAUUGGUUCGAAACAGUUAAACUGAAUUAUGGUACGGAUUAUAGUGCCGGAAGAAAUCAUUUCGAUCCACGUCCACCACUUUGGGAUAAACUCUUUCGAAUCCUAUGCUAUUGGAUUGACAAAGGUGUUGACGGUUUUCGUUGUGAUAUGGCUGAAAUGGUAGCUGCUGAUUUCUGGCAUUGGUUAAUUACAUCGAUACGUAGAACAUAUCCUAACCGACGAAUUAUCUUCAUUGCUGAAAUUUACCGACCGGAUUUGUAUCAGCGAUACAUUGAACAUGGCCUUUUUGAUUAUUUGUACGACAAAGUUGGAUUAUACGAUUGUCUACGUUGGUUACUAGAAGAAGGAUCAGCUCUGGGAAAUUGUAAUGAUAUAACCCGUAUUCACAACGAACAAAAACAUCUCGAAACACAUAUGUUAAGAUUUCUAGAGAAUCAUGACGAAGUUCGUAUUGCUGCGAAACAAUUUGCAGGAAAUCCAUGGAAAGCAUUACCAGCUGCUGUUUGUACAGCUGUUUUACAUUCUGGUCCAGUGAUGAUUUAUUUUGGACAAGAGAUUGGCGUUGAUAGUAUCGGACCCAAAGGUUUUCAAGGAGACGAUGGACGAACGACAAUCUUCGAUUAUUGGGGCAUUCCUGAACAUCAAGCAUGGUAUAACAACGGUGCCUGCGAUGGUGGCCAAUUGGCUGUAUCUCAAAAAGCUCUUCGUUCAUUUUAUGAAAGUCUUUUCAAACUUAUUCAUGAUCACAAAUGUUUACAUUGUGUUUCGUCGAAAUUAGCUGAUUUACAAUAUGCAAACCAUUCGCAUUACGAUACGAAAAAGAUUUUCUCUUUUAUUCGAUAUCAUGAACAUGACGAACAGCUACUAUUCGUAUUAAAUUUUGAUUAUACGUGUCAGUAUGAUAUUGAAUUAGCGAUACCAGAUGAAGUUUGGACACGAAUUGGUUUAGAUAUCACGAAAAGUUAUAUUUUGCAAGAAGUAUUUAUUGAUCGAACGCUCAAAUUCGAAUUACGUGCAAAUAAAAAUCUUCGAUUCCCAUUACCAAACAAUCAAAUCUAUGUAUUUCAAAUACAAGAACAAUCCUAG